Messenger RNA from Ectocarpus sp. CCAP 1310/34, 2482 nucleotides. Lineage: Eukaryota; Phaeophyceae; Ectocarpales; Ectocarpaceae. The record is from the annotation of a GenBank genome assembly.
CGACACCAGCUCCGGCUCUGACUCUGAUGCCGACCCCGGUGCCCUUCCUGGCCGGAAACGCCAACGACUUCGUCAAUAGCACCACCAGCGCGGCCGACCCCGGUAUGCUCCGGGGGCCCGGCAGCCUGGUGUUGCCGCUCGCAACCGCGACGGCCGCGUUCCUUGGCGCCCUGGCCUUCGGGGCGGCGCACCAGCACCAGCCUGCUCGAGGGGGGGCCGUGAGGAACUAGGAGGUGCCAUGGACUGUGAUGGUCCCCCAUGGGGCACUAGGGCGUGCCGUGAGGUACGAGGGGGUGCCGUGUGGCACUAAGAGGGUGCCGUGGGGCAAUAGAGGGCGGCGGCGGCGGCGGCGGCGGUGUUGGAGAUAAGGCUCGUUCGUCACAUUUGUUGGGGCUUGCGGCGAGAGCUCAGAAAGGAUGGGUGAGACAGCAAGACAGAGGUGUGCGACAUCGUGCCUGCGUUGUUGUUCUCGAUGUUGGAGGACUAGGACGGCAAAGCGUCUGUACGAGUACUGUUUAGUGCCUGUUGGGUGCAUCAAUUGGCGUCGGCUGGUCGAGGCAGGCCCCCAUGGACCGCGCAGCGCGUGCGAGUCGUGUGAGAUCAUCGUACUUGGUGGGGGUAGGGUAGAGUUCACCUUCCGGGCAUGCGCCGAGCAGUUGUUUUUGCGACGAAUGAGCGCGGUAGAACCUCUUGCCAAGAGUCCAACUUCAUCUGGGACUCCCUACAGCAUAGGGAGACGGACGAGGGCUUGGGUCGGCUCUGUCGGUGCCGCUUCGGGAGAACUCAAGAAGUGGUGCCGCCAUGUUUGCGGUGGCAAGAUCAAGAACGACGAGAAACGGUGAAAGUGUGGCCUGCAUAGGAUUGGAAGGAAGGGCCCUGGGAAGCGGCGCUGUCACCAUCACCAGGACUGGUGGACGCCUGCUCCGUCGGGGAGCCAUGUAGCUGUUUUUUCCCGUCUUGGUUGCAGCCUCUGAGAGGCGCCACUUUCAGUCUGCAGUGCCACCCCUCCUACGAAGAAAACUGUCCGUUUUUUUUUUUGCUCGUCGGUAUCGUUGUUUUUGUGUGUUUCUUCAUUGCCAAAGAACAGUAAAGAACGUAACCGUGCCAUGUUUGCAGAUAUGUAGUACGUGAAAGUAUCGAGAUUGCACUUGAAUGCUGUGGUGCUUGCCCUUUGGUCUUGUGGUUUGUCCAUGAAACUAGUCGUUCCUGCAAAGAGCAAGAAACCAGGCAGGGGAUUAGACGGUGUCUACUAUUGUAGGUCUACAAUCAACAUUCUUGUAUGUGGAUGGAGCUCGUAAGAGGCAUAUACUUAUCUAGGGUAGAGAUUUAAGCGAGACGGGGAAGCGGGGAGGGUCAUAUUCAAUGUGUUGAUUGCCUUAGUCACCUGACCAUUGCGUUGACCGUACUUUUUUCCCCGUACCCGCGGGUACAUGCUGUUUUUUCCAGCGUCGUCUUGACGGGGCCCCUUUUUCUUUAUUUAUAACGUUUGUGGUAGGUCAUGUCACGGGUAUGGGGCGAGAGUCCGUAUAGCGGUGAGUAUGGACAGAUGGCCUCGUUGCGUGUGUCAAGGUAUGUUUGGGAGUGAAGAUGGGGGUGUGGGUGGGGGUGAAGGUGUUUGAUGAUUGCAUUUGUUGUGGGCCCGAACCCAACUGCUGCGCAUAAUGUACGGCAUUAGCUCUGUCUGUGGAGUCUUCCUAGACCUCGCUCUCUUGACGUGUUGGCGACUGGUGUGCAAGUCUUAAUGGUGUCUGCUUCGCGAAGGAGUUAAGUGCCCUGUGAGUGAGUGCAGUCGCAGCCCAUCCAUUUAUCCGAGUGACCCACAGCUACUGCUCCGCACGCGUCUGUCUGUGUUCUAUCGUCUAUCGUUCGUGUUUGAAUCGCGGGACGGCUUCAAUUUGUUUUCGGAAAUGCGACAGCAGUUAUGGGUGUACUGAUUGGGAGAGGGUUUCUACUAUUUAGUCUGUGGAGAGACAGACGUGAUGGGAGUCGAUGGCACGCCCAUUUCUCUCCUAUCUUUUUUUUGCAAGCAGGGUACUGAUGAUCCGUUUUUCAUGUUCAAGUAGUAGUACGCAGGGUUUGGGGCAUUUCUUUGGAAAGCAAACUCUGCGUUGUUGUGGUAGUCCACCCUCUGCGAUGUUAGUCCUUAGCUUCGUGGAAGUACUAUCUAGCGGCCAUAUCGACUUGGUUUGGAGUAAAAUAAGCAGCAUUCACGCUGCAUGCAAUGAGCAAUCCGAGAAGUGCGCUUGUAUUUGGUAGGACGCGCUUCUCGACCAAGACCGUAAUGUUUUCCUGAAUGAACACAAAAGAAUGAGACCACAUUUUCAUUCUUCUUGCCAUUCCCUUGACUAAUAAUUGACAGGGUCCAUAUCGUGGGUGGGAGAAAAUAAAGUCUUGGGCUCUACCUCAAUGUUUUGCGUGAGACCGAAGUUGGGGUGGGACUCAAUGAAAAAAAAAAGUAUGUCGUACAAGCUACUAGCUGCUU